AUGGGAAUCUAUGCCAGUCACUUCCAAAAGAACGAUGGUCAGAUCCUUACGGCAAUUACAGAUCCAUCUCAAGCCAACUGGAUUGCGAUCCACGCCGAGACCUGCAAAAUGCCAGUGCCGGAGGUUCGAAGAUGCUGGAGUAGGUUCCUUAUGUUGCAGCCGGACCAGAAGGGGAACUUGCCUCGAAUGCGCCUCCUGCAAACCAGCAGUCCUUUUGGCCAGAAGUUGUUAAAGCAAAUUCCGGUCACGGAUGAUGACCAGUUAACAUUCCAGACUUACUGUAAUGCUGUGUCCUGGCUAUCUAAAAGCAGCUUGGAGACCAAAGUAAAAGGACUAUACCAAACAUUAUUCUCUGGCAUUAUUGGCAGGGAACAACUCAGAGGUUUGCUGCAUGACUUAUAUCCUUUGCAAAGUUGCAGUGCCGUUGAUGAACUUUCUGCUGCUUUCCUCAAGGAAGUGGAUAAAGACAAUCAAGGGUAUAUCUCUGAAGAUAUGUUUGUUGCCUGGGUUCUAUCCUUUUCAGAAGAAAUAGUCAAAUCUACGCUAGAUUUUCCAAUAAUACCUCCAAAUCUGACACAAAUUGAGCAUCCUACUUCUUAUCUGAGUAUCACCGCAAAUACUCAGGAUAAAGAAGGACUGAGUGACCUGCAACUUGUUAAGGUGGCCACAGAGAUAGCCACAAGAAAAAGAAACUGGAGGCUUCUUGCUAGUAAGCUUGGCAUUACAGAGAAGGACAACUUCCAUUUGGUGAAUGAGCAUGGGAAAACAAAGGAACAAAUCCUGAAAAUGUUACUGAGCUGGCACAGAGCAUGUCAAGGAGCUCCUCUUCCUAUACUUCAAGCAGCCCUGCAAGAAAGUGGCAAUGUAGACAUUUGUAACGAAGUGUUCCACUUGAGCUUUUAA
Lacerta agilis (Sand lizard) is the source of this 903-nucleotide messenger RNA. RefSeq lists its product as uncharacterized. Bases 1 to 903 code for a protein of 300 amino acids. The record is from RefSeq and is a predicted model, not a curated record. The transcript is spliced from 7 exons. Gene Ontology annotation, molecular function: calcium ion binding; protein binding. NCBI's taxonomy places the organism in Eukaryota, Metazoa, Chordata, Lepidosauria, Squamata, Lacertidae. Gene Ontology annotation, biological process: signal transduction.